AUGAAAGAAGACAAGUCCAGCCAAAAUCCUGCAUUUAAAGACCAGAAGGAACCAGCAGCGUCUGGGCAACUACACCCGACUUCUUCCAGCACGUCGCGGUCAGGCAGUCUCAAGAUCCUAUUGGCCGCUGUCCUUCUCUCUUUUGUCGCUUUCUACGUCAACAUGUCGCCGAAAACUCUACCGGAAACCUACGCGCUGUGCUCCAAGGAGGGAAAGCAGAUUUACACGGUGGACGACAACGACACGUCGGUGGAGUGUGUUCUCGUAAAGGGGUCGUAUGUCGUGGAUUCUGGGGAUUUAGCGAAGGUUCAGAAGAGAUCGGACGACACCAUUGGUCAGGCCUCGUUCCCAGUUUACUAUGUCCCCAGCGGUUCCAUCGUUCUUCCUGGCUUAAGCGACUCACAUUGCCAUAUCCUCGAGCACGGAGCCAGCCUCCAAAUCCCCCUCUCUGAGGGUAAGACAGUCGAAGAAACCGUAUCACUCGUGAGAGCGUACGUCCUCGCCAACCCAGAUCUCGAGAAGAACACAUCCAGCGUGAUUGAGGGCUGGGGGUGGGACCACGCCUCGUGGGACGUCGAGAAGCUUCCAUCGUGGCGAGACCUCGAGGCGAACAGUGUUGUCGCAGGCCGGCCUGUGAUUUUGCAGAGUAGGGAUGGGCAUGCCGUGUGGGUGUCGAAGCGCGCUCUAGAUGCCAACGCACCGUACCCUGAGACCGUAGAAGGUGGUAUCAUCGUGCGAGACGAGGAUGGCGAGCCAACGGGCGUAUUCAUAGACAGUGCUCAAGAUCUGAUAUAUCGGCCUCCACCCACAGACGAGGUGUUGUCUCGCCGCUUCGAAAUCACGGUCAGAAACGCGCUAGCCGUCGGCCUAACCUCGCUGCACGACGCGGGCUUCAAGCCAGACUCGCUCGCCUUCUUCCGCCGUCAAGUGGAGAAAGGGACUCUCCCGAUUCGGAUAUAUGGAAUGACCUUCUUCGACGAGUACGGCUCGUACUGGGGCGAUCAAGUAUCUCCGCUCGUGGGUGCUGGAGACGAUCGUUUGAGCUCUCGGAGCGUCAAGGUUUUUGCAGAUGGCGCUUUGCGGACAGGUGGCGCCGCGCUCUACGAGCCCUACGCAGAUAACCCGUCUACAAAUGGGGUAAUGCGCAUCUCGCCGGAGGUCUUGAAGAAGGUCAUUCCCCGAUUUUUGAAAGACGGCUGGCAGGUCAACGUGCACGCCAUCGGCGAUCGGGCGAAUGGCAUCGUCCUGGACGCGUUCGCGGAGGCCCUCAAGGGGGUCAACGUCAGUGCGCUCCGACCUCGCCUUGAACACGCCCAGAUCAUGACCAAAGCAGAUAUGGCGAGGCUCGGCGAUCUUGGAGUCAUCGCGAGCAUCCAGCCGACACACGCCAUAAGCGACAUGUGGUACGCCCAAGACCGACUCGGCCCAGAACGCGUCAAGGGUCUGUACGCGUUCCGUACACUGAUCGAAAGCGGCGCGCGCAUCACGCUGGGGUCCGACUUCCCCGUCGAGGUGAUCAACCCGCUCAAGGGGUUCUACGCUGCCAUUACGCGCCUCGCGACGGAUGGGACGUCGCCCCACGGGCCAGGGGGUUGGUUCCCAGACCAGCGCCUGACCCGCCUCGAGGCACUUCGCGGUAUGACAAUCGACCCCGCGUACGCGUCUUUCACGGAGGGUAUCCUAGGAAGCCUGGAACCAGGGAAACGAGCGGAUUAUGUUGUUCUCUCGCAGGACAUCAUGUCAGUUCCUCCGGAGAGGAUCAUGGAGACCAAGGUUCUUGCUACUGCUAUAGAUGGGCGUAUUGUUUUUGGUGGGCUUUGA
Messenger RNA from Cyclocybe aegerita, 1821 nucleotides. NCBI's taxonomy places the organism in Eukaryota, Fungi, Basidiomycota, Agaricomycetes, Agaricales, Hemipholiotaceae. The record is from the annotation of a GenBank genome assembly.